CAAUUCUCGUGACAUUUCGGCAUGGCGACAGUUUUGUGGUGACCAUGAAAUGAUAUACUCUGUUUUCUCCGCAAAUACUCACUCUUAUCCUGAAGAAUCUCACUUUCUACCUGUUCAACGACACUUCUCCACAUUUGGGGGAAACUUUAUGAAUUGCCGAUGUGGAAAAUGUGUGAAAAUUGGAAUGCCACUUAUGUGGAAAUCAAGAAGAAGCACGAUGAGGCCUACAACAUCGUCCAGGAUGCCUGCAAUGAGGAUGUUAAGGAGAAUCUCGAGGUGGCACUGGAGAAGUACAGAAUCGGACUUGAGGCUAUAAAUGCCGUGUUGAGUAUCAUCGUCUGUUGCCCUGAACCGGCUGACAACACCUGGAAGGAUGCCAUGAAGAUGAUUAGGAAUGUGAGACAGGCAAAACCGGCAGUUGAGAAGCGCAUAGACUCGCUCGUGAGGUAUUUCGAUGAGAAGAGGCUGAAGGAGGGACACCCGACGGUGUAUUCUGAGCUCGUGAGGACUCUGAAGGAGCUGAAGAGUUCUCCCGAGGACACAGAGAUGAUCCGCGAGCUGGUGUUCUGCUGUGAAAAUGUCAAGUUCUACACCAUCAAGCAAGAUGGCACAGUGACACUCACGAUGGACAACACUGUGCUGGAGAUCUGGAAGUACACGAAAGUCACGCCGGAGGCGAGCUCCAAUCACGGCACAUUCUGCCUGCAGGUCAUGAAGACUGCGGCGCCUGUUCUUGCCACUGUGAUGAAUGGACAGGAGAUCGCCGACAAUCCACACCACACAGACAUUCUCCUCACUUAUCCUCUCCUUCCUGGCGUUUCUCCGUGCUUCCGGACACGCUUUGGUGCUAUAAUCCUUCCGGACUUGGGGGCGCCGCCAAGUGCAGACGCCACAGUGGGAAUUGAAGUUGAAGGACCACCGGAUGAGGUGUUGCUGGAGAUUCUCGAUGAGAUCCUCAAGUGUGUCUACAGACAGCCGGAAGAUGAGCCGAGCAAGCGCGCGCCACGAUCGCUGGCGAUGACGGAGAAGAUGACCAAAGGCGCUUUCUACAUCUCCCAAGGCCUCAUUCGCGGCUCCCAGAAGACGGGCGAGCUCAUCACCUACACCACACCGUAUCUCAUCUCGCGCAUGGCCAAGGCGCCCCUCAGCGCCCCGCCAGUGUCCACGGGCGUCCGCACGAGCGUGGAAGUGGCCAAGACUGUCACCGGCACGGCGGCCUCCGUCACGGGCUUCAUGGCGCAGAAGCUGGGCUCCGCCACGAUGGCGCUGGGGCGCUUCAUUGCGCCGCGUCUGCAGGAGCAGGGCUCGCGCCUGCUGUCGCACAGCCUGGGCAUGAGCCAGGCCGACGCCACGGAGAAGGUCUCCGACGCCCUCACGGUGGCCGCGGGCGCCGUGGAGGCGUUCAGCACGGUCUAUCUGGGCCUCGAGGAGUCCGCCUCGAUCCUCGGACGGAGUCUCAGCAGCAACUCCGUCAAAGUGAUUGAGCACAAGUACGGCCCGAGCGCCGCCAAUCUCGCUUCCAGCACCUUCGAGACGGCGGGAAAUAUGUUCGCGCUGAGCCAGAAUGUGAAGCUGAUGACGCCCAAAGGAUUGGCCAAGAAGACGGCCAAGAGUGCCGGCAAGGCGCUGGUCGAGGACUUCCAGCCCCAGAGCGGUCCAUCGCGAGUGGAUUAACGUCUGAAUCUCAGCAUCGGAAAUCUCACAGGGAAGCUUAUGUUAAAAGGCUGUUUAAGAAGGUGUUUGUGGAAAGUUUCAAGAGGAAAUAUAUUUUUGCAGCCAUUCUGGAAACUUUAGAGACAGAAAAAAUUUCGUUUUUCAUUGAAAAGUUCCUUCCUUGAUCCAUUAAAUUGGCAAAAUUCCACAUUGACGGAUGAAUUGAAAAGUAUGGAAAGUCAAAAUCGCCAUUAAAAUCAUUUCGAAAUUUGUUAAAUUCAUUCAAUGGAGAAUAUUACUUUCCAAAAUCGACUUUUCAUGAGUUUUCGCGUAGAUUUUAUCAACUUUUCAUACUUUACAUAAUUUUUUUUUCAAAGUUUUCAAGCGGAAAAAUUAAAAAAUAUGCCAAAUAUUAUAUUCAUUCAAAAUCUAAGAACAUUUUAGGAAGUUUGUCAUAAUUUUCCUUUAAAAAAUCACGUUGAAUAGUAGAUUUUUGGUAGUUUCCGAUUCCAUCGUCGAUAAUUAACGGUUUUGGCUGACAAAAGGUAACACAAAUUUCGCUAUAAUUCUUCUUAUGUGUGUUUUGUGA
Phlebotomus argentipes is the source of this 2242-nucleotide messenger RNA. RefSeq names its product protein spartin. Lineage: Eukaryota; Metazoa; Arthropoda; Insecta; Diptera; Psychodidae. Gene Ontology annotation, biological process: cell division; negative regulation of BMP signaling pathway. The transcript has 3 exons. The record is from RefSeq and is a predicted model, not a curated record. Bases 160 to 1674 code for a protein of 504 amino acids. Gene Ontology annotation, cellular component: plasma membrane.